ACGAAUGCUGUGCUCAGUACUAGUAGCUGUGAAAGACGAGCGGAGGCGCGGGUGUAUAUAAUCGCCAGAUGAUAACAGCCACACAAAGGAAAGUAGGGUUUGUCGUCGUAACUAAGAGUUGCAUGGUAAUACCCAGUCAUCAGCGAACAGUCAAGGAGUUUGGAAGCAGCGAAAGUAUAAAGCCAACGCCAGAUCAUUACUUGCCAAGGACUUAGGUCAGAGUUACUAGUACGUUUAAAGGUGAAGUCAAGCGCACCACGGGUAACAUCUAAGUUGCUGAUGUGAAGUUUCGCUAUCUCACCUACACCUAGCUAAGGAGAUCGAGAGGAGCGUGCAUGUUCUCAGAGAGGUAGAAGCUACCCCACACUAAGCCAGCAUUGCGCCGACAUCGCGAACUUCCGGCUUCUGAUCUCCAGUUCGGCUCCAUCGUAUGAAAGCUGCGAAGAUCUUCAACAACAACGGAGCAGAGUCACCUGCUAUUACUAGUGGCAACAGGCUGACGUCGGGCUCCACAAGCACAGCCCGGGUGCCUUCUCAUCCUCGUCUCUAUCGCGUUGGUCUCAGCCAGAGUCGUGAGCCGAGCAGACAGGAAGAAAGAUGAUGCAACCGGAUGAGAGGGAGCUGUUGAUUGGCGAUGUGGAAAGGCCAGAGACACAAGCGGAGAAGACAAGCUUUCUCGACAAAUGGAAAGAAGCUGCCACCCAGAAAGCAUUCGAGUGGUCAAGCAACAUCCUAAGCCACAUGGUCCACCACGAUACGGUGAAAGUGAAGCUUGUCGACGAGUCCUGCCUGGAGCAUGGCUGUCACAUUGCCAUGCCCAAAACUCUUAGCAUGAUGGUCGGCUGCUCGGUGCCUCCCAGCUUACAGGACAGGAUCAUGCUAUUCCAUCAUGGUAUCGUAAUACGCAAUGGUAGCAGUGUCUACGUCAUCUCCUACACAGACCCAGGCGAUGAUUAUGAACCGGAUCACCAACUACUGGGCACAGGUAGUGAGCAGGGCGGCAUCGAAGAGACCGACGGCGACAUAUUCGGCGACUGGAGGCGGCAGCUGACGUACAAGAAGCGCGAGGGCCUCAUCAAGCUGCUGAACCGCUCGGUGGUGCGGCCCGAGAGGUACUGCAUCAUCGUGCAGCCGCUGAGCGAGUUUUCGUACCAGGGUAAGUAUAUCCAGUACAACUACGGUGGCGGGGAUGCGGAGUACCCGGACGGCGCAACGCUCAGCUUGGUCAACCCGUGCCGACCGGAGAUGGAACGAAAAAAUGCAGCCGCCGUGGCCCGGUUCUUCCUGAAGCACCCGCAGGCAUUCGGUCACUACAGCAUGUGCGACUGGAACUGCGAGAAUUUCGCGACAUUCGCACGCACCACCACACUGACGGCAGCGGAAUUGGAGGCGAAGUUCGCCGAACUGCAGCGCAGCGGACGCACAGCGUUCAGCCAGGCGUACCUGGAGGAGAAUAGCGAAACAUCAUCACGAGGCAUUACCCGCUACCUGGAGCAAGGACUCAAAGUGAUCUUCACCAUUGUCGAGAUUGACCUGCAGCACGACUGCAGUCCGCCGUCGUCACACCCGUCGUCAUCGUCUGAAGAGGAGGACAGCGAGGGCAGUGAGAGCAGCCAGGGAAGUACCCCAUUGCCCAGCGACACGGACGACAGCUGCGACGAAACACCCCUGUGAUUGAAUGCACCGGGCUGGGCAGCCUGAGAGGAUCAUACAAAGGUUCAACCGACUGCACUGCCGUUGUUACGCUGCUGCUGUUUGGUGUAAGCAGGUGCACACACCACAGGGGUAGCUACACACGCAUGCAAACAUUGGACUUCAAGUUCCAAGGCAGUAUCGUAUUGAGCCAAUCGAACGCACUACAUGUCUCUGAUCUCAUCACUGUGCCCAUCUAUGCACAAGGAGCACGCAAAAUAACUGAUUCUUACAGUAUCAGCAGCACCGACAGGAGAUGUAGCCAUUCCUGCGACUUGACAAGGAGCCUAAUAUAUAACCUCACCCUCUGCAGGACCCCCCCUGCCCUGCAGGACAUGUUUAUUACCCGAGCUUCUGCAGUACACCCCCCCCCCCCCCUCCCCUUGCCCCACAGGAUAUGUUACCCUAGCCUCUGCAGUACCCCGCCCCCCCCCCCCUUCCCCUGCACUUGAAGUAUGGCUUUGAACAGCGAGCAGGGGCACUGACGCAUGAGCUCAUGGCUGUACUCAGUGUACUGACCACUGUCUACAUGUGCGUUUACUAGUACCCAUACGACCAGCAUAACAUUGAGCAAGAACUGGUACUACAACUUUAAUGCACUGCCGCUCUUUGAUCCCCAAUCUUCACAACAACUCAUACUGCAUCAUGCCAACUAGGAUCACCGUUUUAGUUUUUUAGUUUUUUUUUUAGUUUUUUUUUAGUUUUUUUUACUUCUCAUACCAAUAUUGUCUGUCGACUGAGCAGCAUGCAGUCCACCAAUGUGACCAUGUGUCAUUACUAGCCGCAGAUAGAACACUGUGCUCGUACAUGCAAGCAUAGUAUUGCAUACAGUGCACUCACAGCAUACUUGAGUAUAAUUAUUAUGAUAUUGACUCUCAAGAGUCAACUCUCCUUUGUGUUUUCAUCGAUUCACCGUGGCUGCUCUACAGAGCUUCAAAGGACUUCUAGUCAUGUCAAAUUAUCCUGCAUAUUUCAACAUAGUGAUGUUUGACAAGAUAAUUUUUUUAAUUGAUUACGAAAGUGAGGUUCGAGUUCAUUAUUCAUUUUAAUUUCAAACUACAAGUAAAAAUUCUUAUUCUCUAGCAAUUCCAACAUCAAUAUCCACUCAUUAUAUUGGAUACCUAUGAGCAGAUGGAAGUUGUAAAAACAAGUUCAGUAUUAACAGAA
This is a messenger RNA of Sycon ciliatum, 2859 nucleotides long. RefSeq lists its product as uncharacterized. NCBI's taxonomy places the organism in Eukaryota, Metazoa, Porifera, Calcarea, Leucosolenida, Sycettidae. The record is from RefSeq and is a predicted model, not a curated record. The transcript is spliced from 5 exons. The coding region runs from base 598 to 1674 and encodes 358 amino acids.